AUGGAGCUGGACGAGCAGGCCUUCUUGGAGGAGCUCUUCUCGCUGAGGAGGGACGCCACGGCCGCGUGGGAGUGCAAUGCCAUGGGGGACUUCUUCUCCCCGGCCUGUGCUGGCGCCGCCGCCAUGGACUGCUUCCAGGAGCGGCACCAGCCCACCGUCAGCGUGCUGCCCACCUUCACCGCCUCCUUCGACCACCCACAGCAGCAGGCGGGGGUGACCGCGGCUGGGGGGUUCGACUGCCUCAGCGAGGUCUACGGCGGCAGCCCCUUCCCCAAUGCCGUCGGCGGCGGGUACGGCGAGAUGGGGUUUCUCGCCGCGAUGGACCCCAAGGCGGCGGCGGCGGCGGCUCUGGUGGAGGGGGGCGGCCUCGGCGCCUGCAAGGUGGAGCCCGGGCUGGCGGCGGUGGACGGCGGCGCGUUCGGGUCGGGUCAGAUGGCGGCCGUCCCGGCGCCGGCGUCGAGGAAGAAGCGGGUGGAGGGCAUGCCGUCCAAGAACCUGAUGGCGGAGCGGCGCCGCCGCAAGCGCCUCAACGACCGCCUCUCCAUGCUCCGCUCCGUCGUGCCCAAGAUCAGCAAGAUGGACAGGACGUCGAUCCUGGGGGACACCAUCGACUACAUGAAGGAGCUGCUGGAGAGGAUCCGGCGGCUGCAGGAGGAGAUGGAGGAGCCGCAUGCCGGUCCGGCGGCGGCGCCGCUGCUGAGCGUGUUCCGGGAGCUCAACCCCAACGAGAUGCUCGCCAGGAACACCCCCAAGUUCGAGGUGGAGCGCAAGGAGGAGGACACCCGGGUGGAGAUCUACUGCGCGGCCAAGCCGGGGCUGCUGCUGUCGACGGUGAGCACGCUCGACACGCUGGGCCUCGACAUCCAGCAGUGCGUCGUCAGCUGCUUCAACGACUUCGCCAUGCACGCCUCCUGCUCCGAGAUGCAGAGGGAGAUGAUCAGCGCGGACGCCAUCAAGCAGGAGCUGUUCAAGAACGCCGGCUACGGAGGGGGCUGCUUGUGAGCAAGAAGCACCACCACCACCACCACCAUGAGUCCAUGACCACCACCACCAGCAGGAGGAGGAAGGAUAAUAAAGUAGAAGUAGCUGUAGCAGGCAGUAGAAUUAGCAGUUAGCACUAGUACCAGCAGCCAGCAGUAGCGAAAAGGGGCCGGAAGAUCUGGGCGGAGGCCCUUUAUCGCAAAUCAUAACCAUGUCGCCGUGAUCAAAA
This is a messenger RNA of Triticum urartu, 1210 nucleotides long. Its product is annotated as transcription factor bHLH93. Gene Ontology annotation, molecular function: protein dimerization activity; DNA-binding transcription factor activity; sequence-specific DNA binding. Gene Ontology annotation, cellular component: nucleus. NCBI's taxonomy places the organism in Eukaryota, Viridiplantae, Streptophyta, Magnoliopsida, Poales, Poaceae. Gene Ontology annotation, biological process: regulation of DNA-templated transcription. The record is from RefSeq and is a predicted model, not a curated record.